AUGGCCGAACUUGCAAUUACUCCAGAGCCCAUUAGGAAGCGUGCCAGAAUUGGUAACAAGUGUGACGCGCGGACCGUGGAUCCAACAUCGUUUCCGAUCACAGGGAUCGCAUCCUUACCAGUGGAAAUCAUCUUCGAGAUAUUCUCUUAUCUACCAUACACAGACCUCUACGCCGUCAGUCGCGUGUCCCUGCAUUUCAACCGACUUGCUUACGACCCGUUUCUAUGGCGAACUUACGAGGUGACGAACACCAAACAGUCCACAUCAGAGGUAAUCAAGGAGCUGAAGAGGAUGCCGCUGCUGAAGAAGUUGAGCAUAAGUGUGAGGGCGGACUGCGACGAUAUCCUGCGGCAAAUCUCGCUGUCAAACAAAAAGCUGGAGGAACUACACGUCUCUAAUUGCACAGGUUCCACGUCGAAAUUGUACCUACGUUCGAUCUUCCUGAUCCGCAUACUGGAGAGGUGCCGUAAUUUGCACACGAUCAAUAUACUAGGGAGCAGAUUCCGCGGCCAGAAGUUCUAUCGACUGCUCGGUGACAUGGGACCUCGGCUCAGGUCUAUCUACGCGCCUGCAACGAAAUCGCAGUUUUGCACGUUUAUCAAGUACGCCAGGCAGAUCAGCGAAACUGAUCGCGAGACCAUCUGCUCGAUGUACAUCGGCGCGAAAAGUUGGGCGCCCUUGUACUACUUCGUCACGAAACGAGCGGAUCGCGUUUGUACGGCCCUGAUCAGCUACCUGCACAACGACAUCCUGCUGAUCGACGCGAACCGAUUGAUCCAUAAACUCUCCAUCACCGAUAGAAGGAACACCUGA
Messenger RNA from Eufriesea mexicana, 813 nucleotides. RefSeq lists its product as uncharacterized. The transcript is spliced from 3 exons. Gene Ontology annotation, molecular function: protein binding. Bases 1 to 813 code for a protein of 270 amino acids. The record is from RefSeq and is a predicted model, not a curated record. Lineage: Eukaryota; Metazoa; Arthropoda; Insecta; Hymenoptera; Apidae.